AUGGCCAUGGCGACCUCCACCUUCUCCGCCCACCCGCUCUCGCUCAAGCCCCAGCUCGGCCCCAAGCCCCACCGCCUCCACCUCGUCCCCUUCCCGCGCCUCCGCUCCCACCGCCGCCUCGCCGCCGCCGGGGAGGCCCCCGUCGAGGCGCCACCCAAGCCGGCGGAGGCGGAUCCCUCCCCCGCCGCAUCCAACGGGUCCGCCGCUCCCGCUGCCGCUGCCGCUGCCCCGGUCGCCGCCGCCGCUGCUCCGGUCGCCGCGGCCAAGGCCGAGGCGGUGGCGUCGCCCAAGUUCCAGGACUCGAGGUGGGUCAACGGGACCUGGGACCUCAGCCGGUUCGGGAACACCGGCGGCGCCGUCGACUGGGACUCCGUCAUUGACGCCGAGGCCAGGAGGAGGAAAUGGCUUGAAGAUUCCCCGGAGGCAAGUAGCAGCGAAGACGCCGUUGUGUUCGACACUUCGAUUAUCCCAUGGUGGGCAUGGAUCAAGCGGUUCCAUCUCCCUGAAGCCGAGAAGCUAAAUGGCCGUGCUGCCAUGGUGGGCUUCUUCAUGGCUUACUUUGUCGAUAGCUUGACGGGCGUGGGGCUUGUCGACCAAAUGGGCAACUUCUUCUGCAAAACCCUGCUGUUUGUUGCUGUGGCUGGGGUGCUCCUGGUCAGGAAAAACGAGGACAUCGACAAUCUGAAGAAGCUCAUCGACGAGUCAACGUUCUACGACAAGCAAUGGCAGUCAACUUGGCAAGAUGAUUCCCCUUCCGGGCCGAAGAAAUAG
Messenger RNA from Triticum turgidum subsp. durum (durum wheat), 771 nucleotides. Lineage: Eukaryota; Viridiplantae; Streptophyta; Magnoliopsida; Poales; Poaceae. The record is from the annotation of a GenBank genome assembly.